AUGGAAAGGAGUGGCAAGAAGCGGGUUCGAAUAGAUGAUACCGUCACCGAGAUCAGGCUGGCACGUCAAUACCUGCCACCCACCAACCGCCAGUCAAAUCCUUUAAUUCCUGUCCAUAUUCUUGAUGAAGCGUUCCAGAGAAUUCUCUUGGUAUCGGUUUUUGUGUUGAUCCAGGCGUGGAAGCUUUAUGAUGCAAUGCUUCUUAACACCAUUGCCGAUGACUCGGUGGUUGGCUCUUCUCUCAGUCGUAUGACUUUCGUGUUGAAAUACUUGCUUAUUGACGGGCUAUUCCUUUGGUUUCUUCCAAUUCUCAAUCUUCAAUACCUUUCAUUUUCUCCAUUAGUGACAUUGUUGUUCACUUUGAUCCUUAACUUGUUCAACAUAUUGCUUGCAAGCAAAUUGAAUAUGUCACUUUUCAUGGUGGUUGUGGGUCCCUAUUUCAAAUCCCUAAAACCUUCCAAAGAACUCACAGUAGCAGGUGAUGCUAUAAACCCUAAAGUCAUCGAUAUGGACUCUCAUUUCAAGGGUAAAUACACCAUCCAGUAUCUUCCAGAUUCGUUGGCAAAGUUCAAUGUUUUCGACCUACAUUCUGUGUGCCAAGACCCAGAAGAAAAGAUACCUUUCCAAAUUCCUAUUGAGUUCAAUACCACCACUGAUCUUGGACUUCUUGAAAUCCAGUACACAUCUCCAGAAAACAAGGUGUCCCAAAUAGUGUUCCAGGAAUCUGAUCUCCAUAAGUUGAUCAACAAGGAUUAUUCUCAUCUAAAAUCAAAUAAAAAAUACGUGAAAGACGAUUAUAGAGUGUUUUAUCUUGAAAUUCCCGUUCGAGAACCAGGUUCUUAUAAAAUCAGCAUAGUACGAGACAAGAGUGGAACCAACAUGAGAUAUGUGCAAAAUGAGUUUUCCUUUGCUUACUGUCCGGGUGCAUCAUUCAUCUUACCUAAGAGCUAUGCAUCUGACACCAACAACAAAGCAUGUGUAGGGUUCAAGUUGGACGAUCUCAGCAUGAAACUUCCAUUAAUUACAUUUUAUGGAUCACCUCCUCUUGUUACAAAAAUCGGAACAACUAUAAACGGGAAGAGUAAUAAAGUUAUUGAUGCCGAAAUCAGUCUUGAAACUUUGGAUACUUUAAAAUUCAACUUCACCAGCCAAUUUUCCCACAAAAUUACCAGAAAUCUGUUGGAGCAAGAAAUCCUUAAGGACCCAAAAAUGUUUAAUGUCAAAGAGUCCAGUACAAUUCAAUUUCAGAUCCUUGAAAUCAAAGAUUCACUAGGAAACGUUAAGAGAUACAAUCCUCAGUCUGAUUCUUCCGAUUUGAGGUAUAAUCUCAAUUUGUUAACAAAGCCUUCAUUGAGGUUGAUUGAUAUGGAUUCUUCCAAGAAGCUUUUGGUCAAUGGUACUAAAGAUCUCAGUUUUGCAACCAGUUCCAACAUAAGAGAACAACUACCAUUCACUGCUUAUUAUGCAUAUGAAUCUGUGAUAAAUCCUGAAUUGUCAUUCAACUUUUCUCAUAAAUUCUCUACCUUUGCUGACUUACAAAAAGGGAUAUCCGUCUCCAAUCCUGGAAUUUAUAAGCUUCUUCGUGUUUCUGGGAAAUACUGUGAGUGUGAAGUUCAACCCUCCGCCAUUAAUCUUGAAACUAUUUUACCUCCUCUGCUAGAAAUCCAAGCUGAGCCUUUGGUGGACAAUUGUGUUGGUAUGACUGGUUAUAAUUUCAAGUUCAAUGCAAAGGGAAGCGCUCCUUUCACUGUGGAAUAUUCCGUAUAUCAAAAUUCAAGUCUGGGGACUUUAAGACCGCUUCCAGGGCCAAAUGGAAGAAUUAAGAGACUAUUGAAGAGCUCAAGCAAUGACUUUGACUUUGCUUAUAAACCUCCAGGAGAAGGCAACUAUGUGGUUAGAUUUGAGGCUAUCAGAGAUUAUGACUAUUAUGAUUCUCCUACACUCUUGAACGAAAAAGAACACACCUACCUGACAUACUUCAAACAGAGAUCUAAGGUUUCAUUCUUCGAUAGACAGUCUAAUGGCUUACAGAAAACAAUCAACCUCUGUAAGGGAGAGUCUACGCGUGUACCUGUGUAUUUCACAGGAAGCUUUCCAUUUACCUUCGACUAUUCAUUGAUCGACAAAAACUCAGGAAAGAAUAUCUUGACGAAACUCAAUCAGAAGGCCUACAGUAGACUUUUUGAAAUUGAUACAAAGGACAUCACAUUUGGUGGUAUUUUCGAUGUUGUUCUUGCUAACGUAGUUGAUGCCAAUUCUUGUGCUACAGAUUUCGAUGGUAAGGAGAAGGUUCAAAUAGUUGCUAGGUCGGAUGUUCCUGAAAUUUCCUUUGAUGUAAAACAACAAGUGUCUUAUCAUAAAAUUGUUGAAGGAGAUUUCAUUGAUAUUCCAUUGCUGACGAGGUUCUUCAAAAGUAAGCUGGGUACAGUAGAAUUUGAAGUUUCGAACCUUGAAAAUCUUAACGAUAAAAGAACAGAAACUGUCCAAGUUUCAACUCAUAUGACAAUAAGCAAACCAGGUAUCUACAAGUUGGUGAGCUUCACUGAUGGUAAGUGUCAUGGGAAAAUUUCAGAUAUAGAAAAGGCUAUCCAUGUUUCCUUCCACCCCAGACCUCAAAUCCGUGCUGAUGCAGACAAACUGAUCACCCAGUCUUCUAGUACUAAUGAAAGCCUUUUACUUAUAUCUGGAUGUCAAGGUUGUAAGAGACAAGCUACUGUUCAUUUCGAAGGUAAAGGACCUUUUAUGGUGGAUUACGAAAUUAAGUUUCCAAGUGGAAAAACUGACUCCAGAACUAUGACUAGUGACAAGAGCAAGUUGCUCAUCGACCUCCCAACUGACAAUAGUGGGCUCUAUGAGCACCGAUUCAAGAGGAUAUUUGAUGGUCUUUACACAAGAAGUAAAUCCCCUGAUAGAGGAUUCAAACCGCAGAUUAUCUCUUAUGAGGUUUUGCCAGCUCCAAGCAUUGUAUUUGAAAAGAUGGAUGUUUUAAAAUUAUGUGAAGCAUCCCUCAGCAAGUACAUUAAUGAAUUGGACUCUCUUUCGAUCUCUGUUUCUGGAAAAGCUCCCUUUUCUGCUCAAAUAAUGCUUAUUGGGGACAGCUUAGAGAAGAAGUUCACCAUUGAAAAUAUCAAUGGUCCCACAAUAAACUUGAAUGAUGCUGUUGACUCAAAGAAUGUGCCUAUCUGGAAAUAUCUCAAACAAGGCGAAUAUGAACUCAGUAUAACUCAAGUGAGCGAUAGCAACAGAUGUGAAAAGAAGACCCAGAAUCUCAGUACCCUUAUACUUUCAAUAAGCCCAGCUCCAGAUGUCACCAAGUUUGACCAAUCAAAGAGCUACUAUUGUGUUGGAGAUCAUGUUGGAUACGAUUUGCUAGGUGAACCUCCUUUUACAUUAUCAUACGAAUUUCAAGGAACUUAUCAUAAAGCCCAAACCACCAACGAGUUUAGAAGAUUGGCAGCAAAACCAGGUAUAAUUCAUGUCUCCAGUAUGGAAGACUCGUCUGCUGGAAAGUGUAUGGUGAACAUCGAACCAAGUUCCCAAAAGUAUAAGGACUUGGAAAUAGUGAUUCAUGACUUACCUUCCGUUGAAGUAAACCAUGGCGAUUAUAUAAGUCAAAACAUCCAUGAAGGAGACCAAACAGAAUUAAAGUUCUCUUUCACGGGUACACCACCAUUUUCUAUCACGUACGUCAGAACUCUUGAUCCAAACGUGAAAGCCAAGAGAACCAAGAACUCCAAGCUUCAUAAAGGCGUCAAUAAAAUCAUCGAGACUCAAACCAUCAACAACAUCAAGGACCAUGAAUACACUGUUAUGGUUGGUUUGGAAGGAACUUAUGAAGCUAUAGAAGUGAAGGAUAAGUACUGUAUGGCUAAAAGGGAAUUUUCCUACGAAUAA
Yamadazyma tenuis ATCC 10573 is the source of this 3894-nucleotide messenger RNA. RefSeq names its product Pom152p (gene POM152). The record is from RefSeq and is a predicted model, not a curated record. Gene Ontology annotation, molecular function: structural constituent of nuclear pore. Gene Ontology annotation, cellular component: nuclear pore transmembrane ring. NCBI's taxonomy places the organism in Eukaryota, Fungi, Ascomycota, Pichiomycetes, Serinales, Debaryomycetaceae. Gene Ontology annotation, biological process: protein import into nucleus; nuclear pore organization.